Messenger RNA from Blepharisma stoltei, 777 nucleotides. Lineage: Eukaryota; Ciliophora; Heterotrichea; Heterotrichida; Blepharismidae. The record is from the annotation of a GenBank genome assembly.
AUGAACUGGAAGAAGAAACUCUCACUGUUUGGAGUAAUUGGAGGGAUACUCAGUUAUGAUGUGGUACUAAUUUGCUACUUAGCUAUGGCGAAAUUCGAAGAGCCAAUGAUUAUGCUUUUUUCUGAUAUCUUUUUCGCCCUCAGUUUCAUAGCAAACCCUUUACUACUUGCGCUAAUUACAAAAUACACCUCUGAGUUUUAUGGAACGAAAUAUAUAAGCAGACUAUUUCUGUUUUUCCCUUUAUCUCUUUUCUUUACCAACACAUUUCUCGCACUUCACCCUAUAAUUAUGCAAAAAUUAUUGAGGUUUAUGGGAGUCCGUGACUACAGUAUAAUUCUUUAUUCUAUCAUUUUCUUAUACAUGGGGAAAUUAUGUAGCACAGGGGUUUUAGACGUAUUUUGCCAAGCACUUAUUAUAGGGAAUAAUAUUUCAGCGUCAGGGAAUAUAACUCCUUUAGAUUUAAUUUACAUUGUUGCUGUAAUUAUAGCCGGACUUAUAUUGUUUUCGCUAUCAUUAUUUUGUUGUGCUGAUAUUAUAGGGGAAUAUCUUGAGCAAUAUUCGGAACAAAAUUCCAUAAGAGAAACAUUAAUUACUCCAAAUUUUAUUGAGUAUACGAAGAACAGAAAGGAAGAAGUUUGUAAUAUAUGCCUUGAUGAAUUCAAAGAAGGAGACCGAAUGGGAGAAAUGCCUAAUUGUGAGCAUGCGUUUCAUCAAGAAUGCCUGAUGAAAUGGCUUGAAUAUAAAUCUAUGUGUCCUAUAUGUAGAAAUCAAGAAUAA